Molecule: messenger RNA, 1134 nt
Organism: Vidua macroura (Pin-tailed whydah)
Lineage: Eukaryota; Metazoa; Chordata; Aves; Passeriformes; Viduidae
Gene: TMEM35A
Product: transmembrane protein 35A
Exons: 2
Coding region: 122-628 (168 amino acids)
Biological process (GO): positive regulation of protein localization to cell surface; chaperone-mediated protein complex assembly
Cellular component (GO): endoplasmic reticulum
Molecular function (GO): acetylcholine receptor regulator activity
Source: RefSeq, a predicted model, not a curated record
GCUGUCAUCCUCCUGCCUCUGCAGCUUUAUUCCUACAGCCUUCAAUGGUGACGGACUCCCUCCCACCCGGGCUGGCAGCCAGAGCCACAAGGCCUCGCUAGGAGCGGAUCCCUGCGGCUCUAUGGCAUCUCCCAGGACCAUCACCAUUGUCGCCCUCUCGGUGGCCCUGGGGCUCUUCUUCGUCUUCAUGGGGACGAUCAAACUGACCCCCCGGCUCAGCAGGGAUGCCUACAAUGAGAUGAAACGAGCAUACAAAAGCUACGUGCGGGCCCUGCCCAUGCUGAAGAAGAUGGGAGUCAGCUCCAUCCUCCUCCGCAAGAGCAUCGGCGCCCUGGAAGUGGCGUGCGGCAUUGUCAUGACACUGGUGCCCGGUCGCCCCAAGGAUGUGGCCAACUUCCUGCUCCUCCUCCUCGUGCUGGCCGUGCUCUUCUUCCACCAGCUCGUGGGGGACCCCCUCAAGCGUUACGCCCACGCCCUGGUCUUUGGGAUCCUGCUCACCUGCCGCCUGCUGAUCGCUCGCCAGCCCGAGGAGCUGCCGCCGGAGAAGAGGAUGCUGUCGGUGAACGGGGAUGAGCAGCCACUCAUCCAUGAAGCGGCUCCCGAGAAAGGCAAAGUGAAGGUAUCCUAGUUGAGUGCUUGUGAGGAAACACGGACCCUCGAGGCAGCUCUCUGCAAAAUCACCCAGAAAAUUUGGUUUUUAUUUACUGACUUGCAUUUUUUUUUUUUUUUUUGGUCUGUCUAAAUAAAGUUGCACUUGGGGUCUGAGAGAUACAAGGUAUGUCUACACUGUAGUCUUGCUUUUGCUGCUGCCCUGUAAUGUAGAAAAACACAAACUAGCUUCCACAGGGACAGCUUGGAGGCAGUCAGCAACCCGGCUGGAGCAGUGCUGGCCUCAUCAGGAGCUGCAAAACCAGCCUGAGACUCUGGGCAGAGACCUGGGCAGGCACUCAGGCCACCCUGGCACUGCUGCAGUGGGGAGAUCAGUCCUGAGCACCAGCCCUGAGCCCCACGGCAGCAGAGCUGGCCUGGCUGCUGCUGCUGCUGCCCGGAACAGGCCAUGGCCAGCGUCCCUGUGCAGCCCCACACACACAUCUGCAUUUCCCUUUCCGUGGUGAGGCAUAAAAGGGACCCUGU